AUGAGGGCGCUGAAAUUCUCUUCCGCUGCUGUGCGCGACCUCUUGCUCAAUUGUCGAGAUCUAGACAUCAACAUUCAAAAUCAAGCGCGGGAGAGCGCCCUGUGGUAUGCCAUCCACUACGGAACUUUUUCCACCGUCAAGCGCGUUCUAGAACAACCCAACGUCCAGGUGGACAUCAAGCACAAAUACGGCCGAACGGCGCUCCACCUAGCAGUCUUCGCAGGCCGAAUAGGGCUCGUGCAUCUGCUACUUUCUAGAGGCAGCGACCCUGAUCUACAGGAUGAUUCGGGCCACUCGCCAUGGGACUGGGCAUGUCGCUUCAAUAGACCCGUGAUGGAAAUGAUUUUUUCAAACGAUCCGAUGGCCGAGGUGUUUCUUGGUACCCAAUCAUCACAGGAGGCUGAGCUACCUCUUCACCAUGCAGUAUCCUAUGGGUCGGUAGAUGUUGUCAAACGGCUUCUCGGACAAAAGGGCCUGAGUUUGGACAUCCAGAACCGGAAUGGUUAUACGCCGCUCCACCUCGCCAUUCGAAACAAGCGCCUGGAAAUGGUCAAUUUGCUCCUAAGUCACCCCCGUGCCAACGUGAACUGCAAAGACAAAAAUGGCAAUACGCCACUUUGGCUGUCGACUUACUCGUCAUGCGACGAGAUAACCGAAAGGCUGUUGGCCGAGAAAGACAUCAACGUCAAUUUUGUUGGAGGCCGCGGGAGAUUCGAGACGCUGUCUACAUCUCUCCACCACGCCGCGGCCAGGUUGGAUACCGUGCUCCUACGACGGCUGCUUGCGGUGCCAGGGAUCAGUCUGAAUCUCUGUGUUGGAGGCCACUCUCCAUUCUCCGUGGCCGCAUAUCACGGACGCAUGAGCACGGUUGCUUGUCUGUUAAGUGUGCAGGGCGUGGAGAUCAAUGGAAUGGAUGUAAUAGAUCCGCCCAUUUGUCGAGCGGUUGCACAUGGCCAUCUCGAUGUGGUAAGACUCUUGGUGCAGCAAGACGCACGUCUUAACAUCAAUGAAAGCACGAUCGCAACUCACGACACUGCUCUCUGCAUUGCCGCCGCUUGUGGUGAAUUGGAGAUGGUUCAGGCACUACUAAGCCAUAAUCGGAUUGAUGUGAACCUCAGGAAUCAAUGUUCUGAGGAUCCAUUGAUGUUGGCGGUCAGGGGCGGGCAUUCCUCGAUUGUUAAUGCACUUGUGGUCAAUCCGAGACUGACAUACUUCAGUUUGGCAAAAUCCCUGCAUCUAACAAGGAACGAUUGCAUCCAGAGGGCCAUUGGAAGCAGAAUGGAAGAUGCCAACACUCCGCAAAGAUUGCUGAAGCGGUCUCCGGGGAGAAGGUUUGGUGGUCUGGAAGAGCUGGCGACAUCUACUUCGGGUAGCUGUCGUGAUGCAAUGCGGGACGGCCGAGUUAAUCGACACUUUCUCCGCUAG
Molecule: messenger RNA, 1425 nt
Organism: Penicillium antarcticum
Lineage: Eukaryota; Fungi; Ascomycota; Eurotiomycetes; Eurotiales; Aspergillaceae
Product: ankyrin repeat domain-containing protein
Exons: 1
Coding region: 1-1425 (474 amino acids)
Molecular function (GO): protein binding
Source: RefSeq, a predicted model, not a curated record